CCGCCGAUAUGGGACGGAGAGCUUGUGAGCUCGCCCUCGGCCAAUAAUAGCAAUAAUGCAUGUACCUUACUAGGAGUAUUGUAGUUAGAAAUACCUAACUACACCCAGAAUUGUACUAGUGCUGGAGACACUUUGAAUCAUUCAAGUGAUAGAUAGUCAGUUACAUGAAACAAAAGCCCCAUAGAUUGUACUUUGAUAAAGGGAAGGAGGAAAUCAACCUUGGAGCUCUCCUCAACGAACGUUCUCCUUUACCAUAAUUUCCUCGAUAUAAGCGUGGCGCCAAACUUGGACGAUCCGAAUAUUUAUUCCGUCUCCUGAUUCCACCAUUUCUAUCCCCUGAACUCUCUCACGUUUUCUUCAUCCCAGGUACUCUUCUUGGCCUGUUCAAUAGGAUCAACGUAUCAUGUUAGAUAUAUCCCCUGAGCAGAAUGAGUUCAUCGUCCCAAGUUCAAGCUUCAAGAAACGAAAGAGGGAUUCAACCCAGACUGAUCUUCCUAAUUCGAUAAACACAAUUCUUCCAUCACACUUUCAUAGCUUGAAUUCCUCCUUCCGUUUAAAUUGUUCAGAUCUAUCGAAAGACAACGAAGAGUUUUCUCCGCACCUACAAUGCCUUCCCCGAAAACGACGAGUCCUCCAGCAACCUUAUCCUUACUCACAGCAACAACCCUCACAAUCAUUGCCGGUUUCUCAUCAAUCCCACCCCAAUUCAGUACAAAAUAAGCAUUUACCCUCAGCACUUUGCAUUCCUACGUCUGCGAAUGUUUCAUCGCCGCCAGUAUCUCCCAAAACCCUAGUACCUCGCUAUCCAGCCCAGCAAAAUUUCUGCACAUCCGCGUCAGUUCUACGCUCCUGCCACAUAUGUCAUCGAAAACCAAAUACGAGAGAGCUCGUCGAAGCCUAUGCCGACUGCGAUCUAUGCAACCAGCGAACCUGCUAUAUCUGCCUCCGCCGGUGUGACGCUGUCGACUGUAUUGGACUGGGCGAUUUUGCAGAUCAACAGCCGUGGGGGGGAGCGUUGGACCGAAGGCAAGAAGGAACAGAUCAGAGUGAGCUGCAGACCCUCAGGCAAUCCCGGAAGAUAUGCUCGUCUUGUGCUGUGGAGGGAAUUACUGAAACUGGAUUGGAAGUGGUGCGAUGCCUAGACUGCGCUUACGAAAACCACCACUAGGGAAUUUUUUUUUUUUUUAAUUUUAAAUACACGGCAGAUGCGGCAUCUGGACAGAACUUUUGAUAUCCUUGAGGUGCUGCGAGGGUUUGCGGCUCUCUUAUGUCUUUUUACGGCACGAAAUAAUUUUAAUGACAGCACUUAGACUAUUUAUUCUAUAGCGUAUUUUGCUUUGAAGCCAGACCACCUGAUGAAAAUAUUUCUUGCAUCUGCAGUCAACACCAACUGAGAAGAGUGACAUAAAAAACUACAGGAAGUGUGUGAGCGGCUGAAUUCCACAUUAUUUCAGCGAAACAUCUAUUGCGCUCCUGUUCACAAGCUGUCU
Molecule: messenger RNA, 1490 nt
Organism: Aspergillus ochraceoroseus IBT 24754
Lineage: Eukaryota; Fungi; Ascomycota; Eurotiomycetes; Eurotiales; Aspergillaceae
Exons: 2
Coding region: 404-1168 (254 amino acids)
Source: RefSeq, a predicted model, not a curated record